Molecule: messenger RNA, 3102 nt
Organism: Arabidopsis lyrata subsp. lyrata
Lineage: Eukaryota; Viridiplantae; Streptophyta; Magnoliopsida; Brassicales; Brassicaceae
Product: cadmium/zinc-transporting ATPase HMA2
Exons: 10
Coding region: 134-2968 (944 amino acids)
Biological process (GO): monoatomic cation transport
Cellular component (GO): membrane
Molecular function (GO): ATP binding; zinc ion transmembrane transporter activity; cadmium ion transmembrane transporter activity
Source: RefSeq, a predicted model, not a curated record
AAAAAAAAACUCUUCUCUCUUCUGGCUAAUUAACAAAGCAUCUAAACCGAACCAAACCGAACCAAACCGGUUUGGUCAUUGUUCUCUGUCCAGCUGCUAAGCUUUGUCUCUAUCUCCGAAUCCUUAAACAAGAAUGGCGUCGAAGAAGAUGACCAAGAGUUACUUCGAUGUUCUUGGAAUUUGCUGUACAUCGGAGGUUCCGUUGAUUGAGAACAUUCUCAAAUCCAUGGACGGUGUUAAAGAAUACUCUGUUAUUGUUCCGUCAAGAACCGUCAUCGUCGUCCACGACACUCUCAUCCUCUCCCAGUUCCAAAUCGUGAAAGCACUGAACCAAGCACGGUUAGAAGCAAAUGUGAGGGUAACCGGAGAAACAAAUUUCAGGAAUAAAUGGCCAAGUCCCUUUGCGAUGGUUUCCGGCCUACUUCUCCUCCUCUCUUUCUUCAAAUACCUUUACUCUCCGUUCCGUUGGCUCGCUGUCGCAGCCGUCGUCGCCGGAAUUUAUCCAAUACUGGCCAAAGCUGUAGCAUCCCUUGCAAGGUUUAGAAUCGACAUCAACAUUCUUGUUAUUAUAACUGUUGGAGCAACAAUUGGUAUGAGAGAUUACACAGAAGCUGGAGUAGUUGUCUUCUUAUUCACAAUCGCUGAAUGGCUCCAGUCAAGAGCUAGCUAUAAGGCAAGUGCAGUGAUGCAGUCUUUGAUGAGUUUAGCUCCACAAAAGGCAAUGAUUGCAGAAACUGGAGAAGAAGUUCAAGUGGAUGAGCUCAAGAUCAACACAGUUAUAGCUGUCAAAGCUGGUGAAACCAUACCAAUUGAUGGAGUUGUUGUGGAUGGAAACUGUGAAGUUGAUGAGAAAACCUUGACCGGCGAAGCAUUCCCCGUGCCUAAACUCAGAGAUUCGACGGUUUGGGCUGGAACCAUCAAUCUAAAUGGUUACAUAACUGUGAAAACCACUGCUCUAGCUGAGGAUUGCGUGGUUGCGAAGAUGGCAAAGCUUGUCGAAGAAGCUCAGAACAGCAAAACUGAAACUCAGAGAUUUAUAGACAAAUGUUCCAUGUACUAUACUCCAGCGAUCAUCCUGAUAUCAGUUUGUUUUGCGGCUAUCCCAUUCGCAUUGAAGGUUCACAACCUGAAGCAUUGGAUUCACUUAGCACUAGUUGUGUUAGUUAGUGCUUGUCCUUGUGGGCUUAUCCUCUCGACACCAGUAGCCACUUUCUGUGCACUCACUAAGGCAGCCACAUCAGGACUUUUGAUCAAAGGAGCUGAUUAUCUUGAAACUUUAGCCAAGAUCAAGGUUGUUGCUUUUGAUAAAACCGGGACUAUCACUAGAGGCGAGUUCAUCGUCAUGGAUUUCCAGUCACUUUCUGAAGAUAUAAGCCUGCACAGCUUGCUUUACUGGGUAUCAAGCGCAGAGAGCAAGUCAAGCCAUCCAAUGGCUGCUGCACUUGUGGACUAUGCAAAAUCUGUCUCUGUUGAACCUAAGCCUGAAGCGGUCGAGGAUUACCAGAACUUCCCAGGAGAAGGAAUCUAUGGGAAGAUUGAUGGCAAAGAAGUCUAUAUUGGUAACAAAAGGAUUGCUUCUAGAUCUGGGUGUUCAUCAGUUCCAGAUGUUGAUGUUGAUACAAAAGGAGGAAAGACAAUUGGAUAUGUCUAUGUUGGAAAAACACUGUCAGGUGUUUUCAAUCUCUCAGAUGCUUGUAGAUCUGGUGUAGCUCAAGCAAUGAAAGAAUUGAAAGCUUUGGGAAUUAAGACUGCGAUGCUGACCGGAGAUAAUCAAGCCGCUGCAAUGCAUGCUCAAGAACAGCUUGGGAAUGCUAUGGAUAUUGUUCGUGCGGAGCUUCUUCCAGAAGGUAAAUCUGAAAUCAUCAAAGAGUUUAUGAGAGAAGAAGGGUCAACAGCUAUGGUAGGGGAUGGGUUGAAUGAUGCACCAGCUUUAGCUACAGCGGAUAUUGGUAUCUCAAUGGGUGUUUCCGGCUCUGCAAUUGCAACAGAGACUGGUAAUAUAAUUCUGAUGUCCAAUGACAUCAGAAGAAUACCGCAGGCAAUCAAACUUGCGAGAAGAGCGAAAAGGAAAGUGGUGGAGAACGUGGUCACAUCGAUCACUAUGAAAGGAGCUAUUCUUGCGUUGGCAUUUGCCGGUCAUCCGCUGAUUUGGGCAGCUGUUCUUGCAGAUGUAGGAACUUGUCUGCUUGUGAUCCUCAAUAGCAUGUUGUUGCUCAGUGAUAACCAUAAAACUGGAAACAAAUGUUAUAGGGAGUCUUCUUCUUCUUCUAUAGUGGAGAAACUUGAAGGUGAUGCUGCUGGGGACAUGGAAGCAGGCUUAUUACCAAAGAUCAGCGAUAAGCAUUGCAAGUCAGGCUGCUGUGGAACGAAGACUCAAGUGAAAGUGAUGCAACCAGCUAAAUCCAGUUCGGACCAUAGUCACUCUGGUUGUUGUGAGAAGAAACAGAAAGACAAUGUAACGGUUGUGAAAAAGAGCAGUUGUGCAGAACCUGUUGAUUUAGUACAAGGCCAUGACUCAGGGUGUUGUGGUAACAAGAGUCAACAACCAAAUCAACACGAGGUGCAACAAAGCUGUCAUAACAAGCCAUCUGGCCUGGACAUUGGAACUGGCUCACAACAUGAAGGUUCUUCAACCGUAGUCAAUCUGGAAGGAGAUGAGCAAGAGGAAGUAAAAGUCUCGGUCAAAGGUUGUUGUUCAAGUCCUGCUGAUCUCGCGGUGACUAGCUUGAAAGUGAAGAGCGAUGGACAUAGCAAGUCAAGCUGCUGUGAAAGUUCUAAGAGGGACAAAGAAGGAGCCAGUUCUCAGGUAAAAACGAAGAAGGCUUGCAAGUCUAACUGUAGCAGCAGAGAGAAGAGCCACCAUGGUAGCAGCUGUUGCAGUAGCUAUGCUAAAGAGUGUUGCAGUCACCAUCACCACCACACAAGGGCUAAUGGCAUUGGAAGCUUGAAAGAGAUUGUGAUUGAAUAGCUUUAGCUUCUCGCUCACAUUUGUACUCAUAACCUUUCAUCUUGCAAACAUCAGUAAGGAUGAUGUAAUUGAUCGAGAAACCAUGUGAUUCAUCAAGGAGAUGUGAAUGAUCCUAUUGUAAACUUAUCUUUCAA